Molecule: messenger RNA, 189 nt
Organism: Gryllus bimaculatus (two-spotted cricket)
Lineage: Eukaryota; Metazoa; Arthropoda; Insecta; Orthoptera; Gryllidae
Source: the annotation of a GenBank genome assembly
AUGCAGCGCCUGCUCCAAGAGCGCGCCCCCCGCCAGGCGCCCGCCGUCUGGUUCGUCGACGGCAGGCUUCACAUUCGCAAUCAGGACAUCAAAAAACAAAAAGGAGCAAAAACUGGAAACUACACCACAAUUUGCUUUAGCAAACCACGCAAUGACUGGACUAAUAGUGGUCAUGUUUUUUAUAUUUAA